GCCUCCCUAAUUAGGUCGUCUUCUUCUUCUUCCCAAGUUCUAAAUUCUCUUUUCGAUUGAAAUCUAGCAUAAAUGGCGAUGGGUUCAGUUUCACUGAAAAUAGGCGACGGAACAGCUCGAUUUAAGAAAGCUACUAUCUGUUCAUCUGCUUUGAAUCUCGUAAUGCUCUUCUUUGUUCUUAUAACCAACCUAUUUGCUCUAUAUGCAUUCACAUCAACCCCAAAGAUUCACAACUACCAUUCCCCUAACAACAUCUCUAUAAUCUCCGAACAAGUGUCGUUGAUCCUCAGAGAGAUCGAUUCUUCCCAAAAGAAGCUUGCCCAGAUGGAAAAACAGUUCAUCGGCUUUGAAAACAUCGAUCUUACCCAACCCAAAUUAGCAAAAGAGCUUAAUCUCUUUCUCCAACGAUAUCAGCUUCCAUUGGGGAAAGAUUCAAAAACUGGGAUUAAAGAGAUGGUAUCCUCUGUCGGUCAUUUCUGUGAGAAAUCAAUGGAUUCGCUAUCUCAGUUCAUGAAUUACAAGGUUAAUAAGCCAUGCCCUGAUGACUGGAGCUUUGGGGAGAAACUGAUUCUCAAAGGAUGUGAACCUUUACCCAGAAGAAGAUGCUUUUCCAAGUCAAUUCCUAAGGUGAACAACUGUAAUAAUAAUGACUGUUUUGAUCAUUUAAGUAAAACCAGAGGGAAGAAUGGUUUCCUAAUUGAUGAUGUGCUUGCAUUAGGCAGCAAUAGGGGUGGAAUAAGAACAGGGUUAGAUCUUGGUGGUGGGUCUGCAACAUUUGCAGCUAAAAUGGCUGAGAAGAAUGUGACUGUAAUCACAUCUACUUUAAACAAUGAAGGUCCGUUUAGCAUAUUCAUGGCUUCAAGAGGUUUAUUUCCUUUGUACACGAGUUUGGAUCAAAGGUUUCCUUUCUAUGACAAUGUGUUUGAUUUAGUACAUGUUGUUAGUGUUUUGGAUGUUGGUGAGAGUAGUUCGAAGAAGCUUGAGUUCUUAAUGUUCGAUGUGGACAGAGUUCUAAGGGCUGGAGGAUUGUUUUGGUUGGACAGCUUUGAUUUUGCUAGUGAUGAUAAGAAGAGUGAAUUGAUUAGUUUGAUUGAAAGAUUUGGGUAUAAGAAACUGAAAUGGGUUGUGGGGGAGAAGAAGAUGAAAUCAAAGGCUUCUUUGUCUGCAGUUCUUGAAAAACCAGUCAGACUAUAGUGGAACUUAUUUGAAAAACUUCUUGUUAUUAGGUAAAGGUAAUGAGAAAUCUAGAAGCAUUAAUGGUAACUUUGUUUCUUACAUUA
Impatiens glandulifera is the source of this 1280-nucleotide messenger RNA. Its product is annotated as probable methyltransferase At1g29790. The transcript has a single exon. Gene Ontology annotation, molecular function: methyltransferase activity. Bases 73 to 1194 code for a protein of 373 amino acids. The record is from RefSeq and is a predicted model, not a curated record. Lineage: Eukaryota; Viridiplantae; Streptophyta; Magnoliopsida; Ericales; Balsaminaceae.